Molecule: messenger RNA, 1818 nt
Organism: Cricetulus griseus (Chinese hamster)
Lineage: Eukaryota; Metazoa; Chordata; Mammalia; Rodentia; Cricetidae
Source: RefSeq, a predicted model, not a curated record
AUGAGCAGACAAGCCUGCAAGCAGUCCUUCAGCCGUGGAAGCCAGGGUUUCUCCGGCCACUCGGCUGUGGUAUCUGGCAGCAGCAGGAGGAGCUGUGUGGCACGAACUCGGGCAGCCGGUGGAGGGGCUUGUGGGUUCCGGAGUGGAGCAGGUGGCUUUGGCAGUCAGAGCCUCUACAACCUGGGUGGCAGCAGGAGUAUCUCUAUUAGUGUGGCAGCUGGUGGCUCCCAGACUGGUGGCUUCGGCAGAGGGCAUGGCAGCUGUGGCAGUGGCUUUGGAGGUGGCUAUGGAGGUGGUUUUGGUGGUAGCAGAGGAAUAGGAGGUGGCUUUGGGGGAGCAUCUGGAUUUGGGGGAACAUCUGGAUUUGGGGGAGCAUCUGGAUUUGGAGGAGCUAGUGGCUUUGGUAGGCCUGGUGGUUUUGGCCCUGGUAGCUGCCCUGGGGGAAUCCAGGAAGUGACCAUCAACCAGAGCCUCCUGCAGCCCCUCAAUGUGGAGAUUGACCCCCAGAUUGGGGAAGUGAAGGCCCAGGAGCGUGAACAGAUCAAGACACUCAACAACAAGUUUGCCUCCUUCAUCGACAAGGUGCGCUUCCUGGAGCAGCAGAACAAGGUCCUGGAGACCAAGUGGAACCUCCUGCAGCAGCAGACCACAGGCUCUGGCUCAGGCCCCCAGAGCCUGGAACCUUUCUUUGAAUCUUACAUCAGCUGCUUGCGCAAGCAGUUAGAUUCCCUUCUCGGGGAGAAGGGAAGCCUGGAGGGAGAGCUGAAGAACAUGCAAGACCUGGUGGAAGACUUUAAAAAGAAGUAUGAAGAGGAAAUCAACAGACGUACUGCUGCAGAGAAUGAGUUUGUGGAGGUGAAGAAGGAUGUGGAUGUUGCUUACAUGAACAAGGUGGAGCUGCAGGCUAAAGUGGACAGUCUGACAGAUGAAAUCAACUUUCUGAGAACUCUCUAUGACAUGGAGCUGUCCCAGAUGCAGAGUCAUGUCUCAGACACAUCUGUGGUCCUGUCCAUGGACAACAACCGCAGCCUGGACCUGGACAGCAUCAUCGCUGAGGUCAAGGCCCAGUAUGAGGAGAUUGCCCAGAGGAGUAAGGCUGAGGCCGAGGCUCUGUACCAGACCAAGCUUGGGGAAUUGCAGACCACAGCGGGCAGGCACGGGGAUGACCUGAAGAGCACCAAGAGCGAGAUCAUGGAUCUCAACAGAAUGAUCCAGAGACUUCGAGCAGAGAUUGAGAACGUGAAGAAGCAGACCGCCAAUCUGCAGACAUCCAUUGCAGAAGCUGAACAGCGUGGCGAGGGGGCCCUCAAGGAUGCUGAUGCCAAACUCCAAGACUUGCAGGCUGCCCUGCAGAAGGCCAAGGAUGACCUGGCCCGGCUGCUGCGUGACUACCAGGAGCUGAUGAAUGUCAAGUUGGCCCUGGAUGUGGAGAUUGCCACCUACUGCAAGCUGCUGGAGGGCGAGGAGUGCAGGAUGUCUGGAGAAUGUCAGAGUGCUGUGAGCAUUUCGGUGGUUAGCAACGUUACCAGCACAAGCAGCAGCAGUGGAGGCUUCAGAGGAGCCGGUGGCAGCGGUGGCAGCGGCUCCAGAGGUGGCAGGGCUGGUGGCAGCAACUAUGGAGGGGACAGCAGUGUCAGCAACAGCUGCAGCAGGGACAGCACUGGGAGCAGGCUUGGCAGGGAAGACAGCUCCUCUGUAGGCCAGCGAGGAAUGGGCACCCAGGCUUCCACAGGCGGCAGCUACAAGUCUGGCAGAGGAGGCAGCGGCAGUGUCCACUUCUUUCAGACCACCAGUUCCAGCCAGCAGCGCUCCAAGUGA